GGAACAGUUUUUAAUAGUGAUAACUUGUGAUAUUUCAGUGUAUUCAUAUCUCGUUUAAAAUGGUUUCCGUUCAGACUAUAGCGACUAUAGUCGUGAAGACAUUCAAAAUUGUCUUGAACAUAAUAAUCUUAGUUCUCUACCGCACCGGUUACAAUGGAGAGUUCCUGGGGGUCGGAGGAACUUGGAACCUGAACGAGGAGAAGAAUCCUGACGCGGAGAUCGUUGCCUCAGGAGUAAUCGUGGGCUACCUCAUUUAUACGCUAGUGCAGAUCGUCACAUUCUUGUUUGGCACCACGGAGCACAAACGCGCUUUGUCUGAGAUUGUGAUGAACUUCGUCGGAGUGUUCCUAUGGAUUGCGGUGGGCGCUGUGGCAUUACACUACUGGGGAGGAUACCAGGGCGAGCACCAGUUCCAGUUUGUCUUCGCUGAGAAACAGGUUGGCCUGGCCGUUGGAGCUCUAUGCGUCAUAAAUGGAGCCAUAUAUUUAUUGGACACGGCACUUUCUGUCAUACAUUUCACAAAGGAAAUGUAUAAGAAGACACAAAACGUGGAGCUUCUAUACGAGAAUCUUGUGACCAUAUCGCCUAGUCUGAAGGAAUUUCUCAGCGAGGUGGACUUCGAAACUGACAAAAUUGCUCCAUUAACGGAUAACGUUCCGGAGUACGGCGGCGGAGCUCGUGUGGUGUGGGCCAUGACAGCCGGAGACAGGGAGGUGGAGGCCCAGGCGAAGAAGGGCGAGGAUGGAGGCGCAAGCGACCGUGACAGCCGCGCCGCUACCGCACUCAAGCAGUACUGGUGCAUAGGACUCAGGAUUAUUGAACUGAUAAUCGCCAUUAUCGCGAUCGGCCUGAUAGUGAGCCCUCUGUACUCUCAGCAUGUGGUCCAAUCUGAUCUGCGUCACAUCGCGCUCAUAUACUCCGCUUAUUCGAGUUUCAUAAUAAUAACGAGCGUUUUAAUAAUCGCCCGCUUGUUUGGCGAGACGGUCGGCUGGAGGACUUCUAUGGCGUUUUCCAUACUUGGCGCCAUUAUGUUCACGGCAGCCGCCGCGGUUAUAUUCUAUGACUGGCACAAAUCUUACUACGCGAACCUACGUCCGAACAAACAGACUUACGACCUCCUAAUCUCCUCUGGAGUGUUUGCUGUCAUCAACGUGCUCGUUUUCAUCAUCCACGCUGUAUUAACUUUCAGAAAGGAAGCCGACUAUUGAACUAAUUUCACGAACAGUUAACUAAUUUUUAAGACCGAAUGAUUGUUAAAUCUUUUGCCUAUCUUAUCCGUAAAAUUAUCUUAUAGAGAUUUCCAUAGUUUCAUUUUCUUAUAUUUUAAAAUAGUUGUUUGCUUUAUUAAUUAUUGAGUAAAUUAUAUUUUGUAUAAUUUAAUAUUUUUUUCGAUAGGUAUAUCCUUAUUUUUUUAUUGAACGUAGAGUUACUUUAAAUAAUGGCAUUCAAUAAAAUAUAGUUCUUGUCUCCUGUAAAACGAUUCGUGGUGCAUCUCACAUUCGUGGUUUUAGGUUAGAGAUAUUACCUUAUAAGGUAAGUAUGUAAUGGGUACUGCAUUAUUUGUAUUAUUUAUGCAUUAAUGUUUUAAAAUUAGAAUGAUUAAAUUAUUAUUAAUCUAUUUAAUUUAGUAUACAUAGAUUAAAUUGUUAAUAUACUUAAGUUGAAGUUGCCCACAGAUGUAGCUAUUCAAAUUAUUACUGGGGGACAUUUUUUGGGUGACAUUUUGACAACUGUCAUUGUUGUCAAGUUUUGUUACGUCAAGUAUUUUUCUACACUUCGGAAUUUAAAAUGACAAUAACUUUUAACGACGUUAUUAUUCGGCAAUUCGGCAGCUACAUUUUA
Messenger RNA from Bombyx mandarina (wild silkworm), 1842 nucleotides. It is a transcript of the gene Ssk, whose product is annotated as smooth septate junction protein snakeskin. Gene Ontology annotation, biological process: septate junction assembly. The record is from RefSeq and is a predicted model, not a curated record. Gene Ontology annotation, cellular component: plasma membrane. Lineage: Eukaryota; Metazoa; Arthropoda; Insecta; Lepidoptera; Bombycidae.